AUGGCCGUGAGCCCGGGGCUGCUGCUGGUGGCCGGGUCCUUCGCCGCUUUCCGCCUGCUGAACCGGGGGCUGGAGCUCUUGGUGCCGCCGCCGCCGUCGGCCCAGCGCAACCGCUGGAAGUGGCGCAACAUCUGCACAUCGCUGGCUCACAGCGUGCUCAGCGGCGGAGGGGCGCUGGCAGCGUUCUGCCUCCACCCUGGGCUGUCUGAGGACAUGGUGGGCACGCACCCACCCGGGGCACACAGCCUGGUUGCUGUAUCUGUAGGUUACUUCCUCGAAGACUUUGUGGACAUGUUGUGCAAUCAGAAGCUUCACCAGUCCUGGGAGCUGCUCUUCCAUCACUCCGUGGUCAUUGUCUGCUUGGGUACCGCAGUGCUGCUCCACCAGUACAUCGGGUUCGCCCUGGUGGCUUUACUGGUGGAGAUUAACUCCAUCUUCCUCCACCUGCGGCAGAUCCUGCUCAUGGCCAACCUGGUGCACACCUCCUGCUACCGCCUCAACAGCAUCCUCAACCUGGGCACCUACAUGGUGUUCCGCAUCGCCACGCUGGCCUGGAUGAGCCGGUGGCUCUUCCUCAAUCGGGAGAGCGUGCCCCUGGCAACCUACUCCAUAGGCACAGCGGGAAUGGCAAUCAUGACACCCAUGAACGUCAUCCUCUUCUACCGCCUGCUGCGCAGGGACUUCUUCAAGUCCAGCCGGGAUGUGCAGUGGGAGAAGGAGCAAUAGCCCCUGUCCCAAAGGAUGGAGGAGGACAGCGAAGUGCAAUGGAGACUGAGUGUGGGUGUUUUGAUGCAGAGGGUCCACACUAACAGCAUCCAGGCUUUUCUCCUGGUCACGGCCUAAUGGGGUUCUGCUCCCCUGGUACCUUUGGAUGAUGUGGUUGGAUGACCCCGAGCUGCUCAGGGAAGCUCAACAGCUCUCACAGCUCCCCAAGGCACCACUGAGAUGGGAAGGGAGCAGGAG
Melopsittacus undulatus (budgerigar) is the source of this 963-nucleotide messenger RNA. It is a transcript of the gene TLCD2, whose product is annotated as TLC domain containing 2. Gene Ontology annotation, biological process: regulation of membrane lipid distribution; phospholipid homeostasis; membrane assembly. The record is from RefSeq and is a predicted model, not a curated record. NCBI's taxonomy places the organism in Eukaryota, Metazoa, Chordata, Aves, Psittaciformes, Psittaculidae. The coding region runs from base 1 to 726 and encodes 241 amino acids. The transcript has 4 exons. Gene Ontology annotation, cellular component: plasma membrane.